AUGCAGCAAUUCACAGAUAAACAUGAUCAUUGGAAAGCCGGAAAUAAAGAGGCAGGAGAUGGUCUUGAUAGGAUUAAUAAUGUCAACAGCUCUAUGUUGAGUUUUAAUGAUGAUUAUACAAAUUUGAUGAGUGUAUUAUCUAACAAUGAAAAAGGCGAUUCGAAACAAGCUGCAAUGGGCGUCACUAGCAGUACUUCGAAUACGAGACAAAGAGACAGUGAUAAUAUGUAUGGAGGCAAUAAUAGAGCAGCGGAACAGAAUAAAGCAGAUAGGCGAAAUUUAGAGCUAUUAUUACAACAUUAUCAAGAGCUACUUGGAAAGGGGGGUUCAGGUAGCGGUGGCUUGGGCGAUACUCCAAGGCGAAAACCCGCUGAAGCUUCUGUUGCUGAUAAUGAAGUCGAAUCUAUGGUAGCUUCGAAGACAUGUGCGCAUUGUAGGCGAAGAAAAAUGAAAUGCUUGUUGGUUCCUGGACUCCCGAAUUGUAUUCAGUGCGAAACGAAAGGCAUUAAGUGUACUCCGUCUGCCCUAUCAUCUCCAAAGGUAAGCUCUAUGGUAACUGACGAUCAGGGCAAAAGGAGCUUGGCUGAAGAUGGUGUAAUAUCGAGUCACGAUAUGUUGAAGCGUGUUAGGUUACAGAGUUUGCCGAAUCAAUUUGCUAGCAGUAGUAAUUACCCGUCCUUGUUGGGUGGUCCCAACACAAGUUCGUCCAGAGAUAUGACUGCUGCAUCGACCAGUUCUUACAAAAGUGGCGAAGUUUACAGUGCCAAUCGUCAAAGGGACGAGAGUAGUUGUUCGUCUUCAUCAUUUACCUCAAAUCAGAACAGUUCAAGGCUUCCUGGAGCCAGCAGCUCGAUGCCCAAAAAUCCGGUUCAGCAUUUCGCCCAUUGUCCGAGGUCCUCGUUUUAUAUUGGUCCAUCUUCUGCACUUGAUAGUAACUUUUUUGACCAUUUGCGGAUGGAUAGGAUUGACCAGUUGCAAUUAUCCAGUACGGUAGCGCUGAGGAGGGUUUCUCCAAAGGUCCAAUUUAUUUUGCGUGCUGAUGUUGAUAGAAAUAAUUUUUUGAGGAACGAAGCCAUGGUAGACAAAGUAGAAGCUUUAGUUCAUCCACAUGGAAAGAUUCUCGUUGAUAUAUUCUUUAAACUGAUACAUCCUAAUUUCCCGAUUCUACACGAAGCAGUAUUUCUGGAAAAGUAUUCGAGAUCACAUAGGGAAUUGAAUGCUCCAAUUUUAGCUUGUGUCUAUUCGCUUGCUAUUAGAUGGUGGGAUUUUCACCCUCAAUUGGUAGGCUUUUCAAAGCCAGACGUGAUUGAUAAACUAAACGAAAUUGCUCUGAAUUGUUUUCAUGAGAAUCUUGCGUACCCAAAAUUGAGUAUUGUACAGGCUGGGUUGCUAAUACUGCAUUGUCGAAGUGAACUCCCAAAUAACUGGGUGAUUUGUUCAGAAGUUGUUGCGCUAGCGGAAGAACUGGGACUGGCUAUAGACUGCGAGGAUUGGAAGUUACCUCGCUGGGAGAAGGGUUUGCGAAGAAGGUUAGCAUGGGCUGUAUGGUAUCACGACAAAUGGGCUUCAAUGAUUGAAGGAAGACAUUCACAUUUAAUUCUUGGCCGUAACUGGCUAAUUCCACUCGUUAGUGACGAUGACUUUCCAAGUACUUCCCAGGUGAUCAAGGACAGUGCCCGUAAUAAUUCAAUGGACUACGGUAAUGAUCACGAUGAUGUAUUGUUUGAUCAGAUUUCAGUUCUUGGUGUAGAUCCGACUGAAGAGGAUUUUCAUAAUGGGAAGCUUCUUUUUAAGCACAUUGUUGCGUUAAGUAUCAUUCUUGGCGAAAUUCUAGAUACUUUCUACACUUUAGGUGCUAUCAACACCACUACCAACAUUGAACAAGUGUUGCAGCUUGCGAAACCACUUCAAUUAAAACUAAGGAAGUGGUAUGACACUUUGCCGCCUAAUUUGUCCAUGAAUAAUUUUCAUCCGAGAAGAUUCAAUAAUAAUGCUUCGCUAACGCUAGCAUAUUUUGCUGCGGAAAUAACCUUACACAGGAAAAUUGUUUCCACUCUUAAGUCAGAUGACCCAGAAGAACUAGUGAAUGUAUGCCGUAGUGCUGCGAAGACCAGACUAAUCGCUGCUAUUGAGUUUGUGAGGGAUCUGAAAAACGAACAUAUAAAUGCGUUUUGGUUCACUUGCUCAAGUGGCAAUCUCAUUCUUAUCAGUUCAUUUGCGACAUUGCUAUAUCUUACUUCCAGUUCGAAAGAGGAAGCAAAGGUGUAUAAAGAUUGCUUGAGGAACUAUGUGUGGAUUUUGCGUAUGGCUUCAAAAACAUUUGAUAAGGCAGCAACUGCACUACUAAGGAUACAACAAGUAUUAUCUAACGUACCAGAGCUACUUACGGAUGCUUCAGUACAGCAACGUUAUUGCAAUUCAGGUAUGCAAUCACCCGCUCAACAUCAUCAUACAAACAGUCCUAGAUCUGCGCGUUCGGCAUCUACUUACAGUCCGAACGACUCGAACAGUGGUUCGGCUUCUGCAAGCAUUUUGAACUCCAGCUCGCUCCAAAACUUAAAGACUAUGGCACCUGACGUUCUAGAUUCAUUGAGCAGUGCGCGUAGUGGGAAUAUAUCAAACGAAUAUGGAUCAAACAGCUCGAAUGCACCAAAACUGGAAAAAACUUCCCCUCCACUUCCGAAAAGUAGCAAAGAACACAGCAGGAUGACUAAACUUAACCAUAUAGAAGACCGUUCAAUAUCUGCUACCUCUCCUAGUCGAAAAUCAGCGAAGUUAUCGCCUGAUACAUCUUCCCAAGCUGUAUCUAAUAUGAGCUCUGUCACAGCCCCAAGCACAGCUUCGUUCGAAAAUUCCGCCAGGUAUAAGGUACCCAGUCCUGGGAAACCCCAUUCACCACGUAAUUUGGAAAAUAUCAAUAGCCCGUUAAUUUCAGGAGUCGCGGGAGAAUCGAAUGACAACACAUCUCCGCAUGAAACUGAAUCCAGCAAAUCAUCCACAUUAGUACCUGUGGAUAAGAAGCAGAAUACAAACAGUAUAGGCACAGAAAAUAGCGUCUCACCUAAUUAUUGUGCAUCAUCAAACGAACGAACGAACCAGUAA
Eremothecium sinecaudum is the source of this 3102-nucleotide messenger RNA. RefSeq names its product Dal81p (gene DAL81). The record is from RefSeq and is a predicted model, not a curated record. Gene Ontology annotation, molecular function: zinc ion binding; DNA-binding transcription factor activity, RNA polymerase II-specific; DNA binding. Gene Ontology annotation, biological process: DNA-templated transcription. Lineage: Eukaryota; Fungi; Ascomycota; Saccharomycetes; Saccharomycetales; Saccharomycetaceae. Gene Ontology annotation, cellular component: nucleus. The transcript has a single exon. The coding region runs from base 1 to 3102 and encodes 1033 amino acids.